CCUCGCCUUCCUGGUGCCUAGACGGUGGAACGGGGCCGAGCCCCUCCGCUCCGGUCUCCGGCGGACGGGAGGAGCCCUCCACUCCCGAAAGAGCCAGCUUGGGGGGGAGGGGGACUCCCCCAAGGGGGAGGAGACAGCUCCUGGUUGGGAGAGGCUCCUCCCCUCCUCCCCGGCGUCACAGGCAGGGUGUGGGGGGUGUGCCACCUUCCCCAGGUGGGACCCCCUUCCCCUCCUCCUCCCUCGGCUCCUCAUCCUCAGGGGACCCAGAUCCCCUCCCCAGCUCGGGAGGCUCAGCCAAGAACCGGAAGAGCCACAGAGGAUGAGACGCCUCAGCCGCCUUUGAAGAGGGGAGUCCCUCCGACCCCACACUCCAGUACCAGGUGGUUCCCUCCCCUGGCUGGGGGAACCUCGGAGACAGAACCCAGAAGAGCCAUGGCUUCUGAUCUGGAGAGCAGCCUCACCUCCAUAGACUGGCUCCCCCAGCUGACCCUCCGGGCUACCAUCGAGAAGCUGGGGAGUGCUUCCCAGGCCGGCACGCCGGGGGGCAGCCGCAAGUGUCCGCCAGGCUCGCCCACAGACCCUAACGCCACGCUGAGCAAGGAUGAGGCGGCAGUCCACCAGGACGGCAAGCCACGCUACAGCUACGCCACCCUCAUCACCUACGCCAUCAACUCCUCCCCGGCCAAGAAGAUGACCCUCAGCGAGAUCUACCGCUGGAUCUGCGACAACUUCCCCUAUUACAAGAAUGCUGGCAUCGGCUGGAAGAACUCAAUUCGGCACAACCUUUCUCUCAACAAGUGCUUCCGGAAGGUGCCCAGGCCCCGGGAUGACCCUGGGAAGGGCUCUUACUGGACCAUCGACACUUGUCCCGACAUCUCCCGAAAAAGGAGACACCCACCAGACGAUGAUCUAUCCCAGGACUCACCAGAACAGGAGGCAAGCAAGAGCCCUCGGGGAGGCGUUCCAGGGGGCGGAGAAGCCUCACUGCCUCCAGAAGGGAAUCCUCAGAUGUCGCUGCAGAGCCCCACAUCUAUCACCAGCUACAGCCAGGGCACAGGAUCUGUGGAUGGUGGAGCUGUGGCUGCAGGGGCUCCAGGCCGAGAAAGUGCUGAGGGCCCCCCUCCCUUGUAUAACACCAACCAGGACUUCAAAUUCUCCUACUCAGAGAUCAAUUUUCAGGAUCUGAGCUGGUCCUUCCGCAACCUCUACAAAUCCAUGCUGGAGAAGUCCUCCUCCUCUUCUCAGCAUGGCUUUUCCUCUCUCCUGGGGGACAUGCCACCCUCUAACAACUACUACAUGUACCAGCAGCAGCAGCCGCCUCCUCAACAGCAGCAGCAGCAGCAGCAACAGCAGCAGCAGCAGCAGCAGCAGCAGCAGCAGCAGCCGCCACCACAGCCACAGCCCCAACAGUCACAGGCACAGCAGCAGCAGGCACCAGCCCAGGGCCCCUCAACCGUAGCGGGUGCUCCUCCACUGCACACCCCAAGCCCAGAUGGAUGUACCCCACCGGGGGGCAAGCAGGCUGGGGCUGAAGGCUAUGGGCCUCCCUCUGUGAUGGCCAUGCAUCCACCCCCACUGCAGCAUGGAGUCUUCCACCCUCAUCAGCACCAUCCCCACACCCACCCUGCCCAGCAGCCGCCGCCUCCGCCGCAGCCACAGGCACAAGGCCAGGCUCCUAUCAAUAGUACUGGUUUUGCCUUUCCUCCUGACUGGUGCUCCAAUAUCGACUCCUUAAAGGAAAGCUUCAAGAUGGUGAAUCGGCUCAAUUGGUCCAGCAUUGAGCAGUCACAGUUCUCAGUGAACUCUUACGGGCACCCACAAGCCCCGCACCUAUACCCUGGCCCGUCUCCGAUGUAUCCAAUCCCCACCCAGGACUCAGCAGGAUACAAUCGCCCAGCACACCACAUGGUCCCCCGGCCGCCGGUUCCACAUCCUGGUGCCAACGAGGAGAUCCCCGAUGACUUCGACUGGGACUUGAUCACUUAGUGCAUCACAGAGUGUGACUCUCAGCCCAGGGCCGGGCGGUGAAGCCUGGCAGUGGGGAAAGAGCAGCCCCAGCCCAUCCCUUCCCCCACUGCCUGUAUAUAGAUAUAUAUCCUCUUGUUUUUGUUCUUUCUCUGUCAGAGAAAUCACCGCAAGAUGCUGCCGAAGAUAACCCCUUUUCCCUGCCUCCUUCCUCCUUCUUCUUGUUUCCCCCCUGAUUCUUUUAUUCUUAUUAUGUUACUGUUAUGCGUAUUGGUUAUAUGCGGUCCCCUGUCUCCCAUCUCUAUACCAUCAACCAUGUGCACCCCUUGCUAAUUUAAAGUCAUCUGGCUGGAAGGCGAGGCCGUGAUAGCUGCAGAGAAAGGUUUCCAACUCGGAUUUACCUUUCACUCUGAGACGUUCAAUGCUGACCUUACCUUUCGACCUUAAAUUGUUUUCUGUUCCUGUCAGUUCAGUCCAGGACUGGAAAGGCCACAUUACCAAGUAGAAGGACCUCAGACACUGCUUGGCAGCCAGGACUUUGCAGGUUUUACUCAAUGGUGCUAAUUUUGGCCUCUGAGCUCUUCCCUGUCCCUUCAUAUUUUCAGUCCUUACUUCUGUUGGUCCUCAUUCCCCACUAAGGGUAAGAGUGAUGGUGGUGGUGCCCAAAGGUGACAGCAGAACCCUGGUGGAAUAGGAGGCCUGGGUUGGGUGGUGUAGAAUACUGCAGCGGGGCAAUGAAAUGUAAAACAUCCAGCGAUCUUACCUAAUAAUAGACAAACAUGUAAAUUGACCAUACCUCCGCUAAGCCACCAGACAGUCAGGAGUGAUAUGCAAAAUAACCCAACAAAAGUGGCCGAGUGACGGGCGGGAUGCUCAGGGACUCUGGGCAGUGUCGGAAGGCGGGGUUGGAGCUGGAAAGAGGCAGCUCCGGGGCCUGAGUGGAAAGGGGCUGGGCCAAAGUGGAAAGAUGGUGCCGGCAUCCAGGGAAAGGAAAGCCCAUUCUAGCACGAAUCUUCGUGCAUCAUGCUUCUAGUUGGUAUAUAAUACUCUUAUCAAAUCAACAUCCAUUGGCUUGUUCCUAAGCCAUUCUCGAAGGGGGUCAGAACUCUGUUGCUAUGUAGGAAUGAGGACAACUAUUCAGCAUAGGCUCAGCUUUUUGGAGAUGUUUUCAGUGUAACCGUUUUGGCUUUUGAAACAUUAAAAUUUUCUCUGGAAAUGUACUGUGGCUCUUACCUGCAUUUACAGAUUAGUCUUCCAUCCUCUUUCCCACUCAGCAAAUACUAUGUUGUCUUCCUUUUGGUUAUUGGUUCAACUCCCCUACUCACCUUAUUUUCUCCCCUCAUUUUCUGGCAUUCUCAUGAUAGAAAAGUAACCCAUUAUCACUCUUCGUGUCCUCAUGUCCCAGGACAGGAUGGGAAUCCCUUUCCCACCGAUCAUAGCUGAACCAACCUGAAUUGGUGGUAGGAGGGUGGGCGAAGGAAAAUGGAGCUGGCAUCGACACAGGAAAGAACUCUUUCAAGUUCUUUCAUUAUAUAGGCAAAUGCUCUGUUGGAAUCCAGACCCUUGGGGCUGUAACGUUUACAGUGGCCUUUGGAGGGGGUGAAGGAGCUUGGCAGCGUGGGGUAAAUAAUCUAGAAGGAAGAGUUCAAUGAGAGAACCAAGGGAGACCCCCUCAG
Molecule: messenger RNA, 3641 nt
Organism: Pipistrellus kuhlii (Kuhl's pipistrelle)
Lineage: Eukaryota; Metazoa; Chordata; Mammalia; Chiroptera; Vespertilionidae
Gene: FOXJ2
Product: forkhead box J2
Exons: 10
Coding region: 433-1986 (517 amino acids)
Biological process (GO): regulation of transcription by RNA polymerase II
Cellular component (GO): nucleus
Molecular function (GO): DNA-binding transcription factor activity, RNA polymerase II-specific; RNA polymerase II cis-regulatory region sequence-specific DNA binding
Source: RefSeq, a predicted model, not a curated record